AUGGAGCUCCCUGAAGGAAUACUGACCAUAUAUAAAAAACAAAAAUCAACCCAAGAAGAACAAGAAGAACAGUCCCCUGUACAAACUCCAAGGACCCAAAACUUGUGGAGAAAACCAAAGAGGAAGAAGAGCACACCGACAGGAAAUCCAAAGCAACUUGUGGUUGCUGAUGACAAUGAUGAUAAAAAGCCCAAAAAGAAAAGAAUGAAACCUGAGAACAACAAACUGAUGAUUGGUCAAGAUCCACGGCCAAUCAGUUCUGAAGAUUACGUCAAGAAAUUUGAGACAAGGAUGACACCAAACCAUCUUUUCCAACUCAUCUCUGAAAUCAAUAAACCAACAGAUCUUACAAAAGAGCCAGAUGCGACCGGUGCAAGACAAGUCCCAUUGAAUGGGAACAAUGUACUGGAUAUCAAACAGGAAGAUGUUGUUGCUGUACUUGAUCUUCCUCGUGGACCCAAACCAGUGGAAGAAUUCAAACAGAAUGAUCCCGCUAUAACGGACCACGUGAGAUGGUGUGAGUAUGAAAGAGCACAUCCGAGGUCAUUCCCUGUGAUCAAAUCUUGGGAUCAACAGAUGCUGGACGACAGAAUAAGACUUCAGGGAUGCAAUUUCACAGAUGUCCAGACACUUGAACGUCUCAAGAAACCGUCCUCAGCAGCAUCCCGAGAUGAACAACCAGAGGCGGAAUCACAGAAGGAGGAUACACAGGGAAACCCCAACACACAGCAAGUCUAUGACCUUGCCACUCUUUAUGAAAAAUUCUACCAAUUGAUUAUCACGAUGAGCAAAACUGUUUUAGACAUUCGUGAGAAGGAAAUGGAGUUAAGAAUUGAACCAGAUGAACAAGCAAAGCAAACAAUCAAGAUCCUAUCAGAUGCAAUGGUGUCGAUGAGUAGAAAGAUGCCUCCGCCUUCAGAAGCUCCAAUUAAUCUCGCAAAAUUUCAAGACAUUGAAAUUGACAAAGCACAGGGACUGGAGCAAUUGAGCCAGACAAAUGAUGAGCCUUCUAUUGCAGUGGGGAAAUCUGUGCCUACUUCAAAAGAAGUGGUGGUUGAUGAACCACAAACUCAACUACAAGGGGCACAGGGACUGGAUCAAUUGAGCCAGACAAAUGAUGAGAAUUCUCUUCCAGUGGGGAAAUCCGUGCAUACUUCAAAAGAAGUGCUGGUUGAUGAACAACAAACUCAACCACAAGAACAUGCAACGAAUGUCUCCACGACAAAAAAGAAGAGAUCCCAUCAAGAUUCCACCGGCCGGGAUUCAGCUGUGACAUCCACCUAUACCAAAAGGUCGAGAAGCACUGGUACCAGGAAAAGGAAAGCAUUGAAAGACGCAACUAUCCCAAGCUUUAACCUAUGUAUCUUCUCCAGUCAGGAAGACAGUUACGAGACAACCCAGGAGAAGAACACUCAGGAAGAUGUCACAGGAAGGGUUGAUCUGGAUAAAGAUGUGAAUGAGACUAUAGAAGCAGAAGAAUAUCCAGUACCAUCUGCUCUCGAAGAAACAAAGAAUCCCAUUCCUUCCAUCGAUGAAAUUAUAACAAGGGCCAGUGCACCAGCUUCAGAAUUGUUGAGUGAUAUAGAAAAACUAGAGAUCAUUGCGGCUGUUGCAGAACAAGUUGAGAAAAACCUAGAAGUGGUUGAAGCAAUCCCUUUAAGCAUAAUUCCACCCGAUUGGAAUGUUGCUUCUACCACGGGUCAUCUACUCAUGCUGGACAAAAAUGAGUGUACCACGCCACCGCCUGCAAUCUCAAAGAAAGCUGAAGUACUUGAUGAAGGGUUAACAAAGACAGUGGAAAAGAUCCUCAAUCAAAAACCUAGGAGGAGAAAUCUAACAAGAAUCCACCGGUUGCCCGAAUGGUUCAGGUCGCCGUUCAUGCUGCAGAAGAAAAACAAGAAAAAAUUCAUACAGUUGAUAGAGGAGAAGAAGAAAAUGACCGAAGAAGAAGCUCUGUUGAUAGACUUCGCUCUCUUGCAGAGACAAGAAGAAAUAGUUAAAUCAGGGAAUUUCUUGUUUGAAUUUGGAAAAAUUGUUUGGGCAGACAGGACAGCAUUCUAUUCCAUGAGGGAAGGCAUAUGGAUAGAAAACAGCAUCAUAGAUGCUUGGGCUGUCAUCCUAAACAAAGAAGAAGCUAAAAGUGACUCCCCAAGUCGGAUAUUCUUUGGUGUUUCCGUAUUUGAUACAAUCAGUCGAUACAACCAACCGGGCAGUAACAAAGAAGAACUAGAGUUUACAUUCUAUGAGAGGUUGGCUCUUGAACUAGAAGAACAAGGACUCAGUGUAGGAUCCCUGAUAGUGGCAAAAGCUAUCUACUUCCCAGUACAUUACCGAGAGCAUUACUUCUUGUAUGUGUUGCUGGUUCAAGAAAAGAAAGUGCUUGCAUUCAACAAUCUUCAUGCAAAAGAUCUACUUUUUCGGUUCUUCCAAAGCUACAUUGCAUGCGUGUUUCCACGCAUAGAACUGGUCAGUGCUCAGUACACCUUCACAAAGGUUACGCUACCAUCGCACAACGACAAAAAGCCGAAUGCGGAAGAUUGUGGAAUAUUCACAAUGCACCACAUGGAGAAGUAUGAUGGUGGUGACUACGACGACGGUACAACUUUGGAUUUCCAUACAGGAAACAUCAAAGAGUACCGGUGGAUAUACAUGUUAAAAAUCCUUAUGCACCCAUCCAACAAAAAUAAAGACAAAAUCCUCGAAGCAAUGCACCAGUUCUACACAAAUACUGCUGAAGAAGAACCAAAAGAAAUUCCAGAUCAUGUUGAUUUAAGCAGCAAAUCUUACUACAAUGACAGAAAAAUUCAGGGAUGGGUUAAAUGA
Messenger RNA from Oldenlandia corymbosa var. corymbosa, 2823 nucleotides. Lineage: Eukaryota; Viridiplantae; Streptophyta; Magnoliopsida; Gentianales; Rubiaceae. The record is from the annotation of a GenBank genome assembly.